AAUGAUUAAUGUUUGGUUUUGAUCGUAAAUUUUUGUUAAAUAAUAUACAAGAUGCCUAGAGGUAAAUCGCGUUCGGGUUCGGAAGGAUCAGAAACGGAACCAAAGAGUACAACAUCAAAACAUUCAAACAAAUCUGGCGAAAAUGUAAAAAUUGUCACUAAUGCAACUCAAGUCAUAGCAACGGAUCCCAGCCAGCGCAAAUCCCGGCGCCGUCGUAACCAGGAGCGAGUGGAAAUGCUAGCACGGCCCAACGCGCGGCGCUUGCGCACGCUAUGGCAGGAGAAAUGCGCGGUGCUACCCAAGGAGAGGCGGGAUAAGAUCAAGAGCGCCUUGGAGGAGGAUUACUUUUUGACACCCGAACAAACGGAGCAGUAUUUCUUGGCAUUAAAUGAGACCAUGAAGAGACGGUCCCUGGCCGGCGCUGACGAGAGGAAAGCGGAGAUGGAGCGAAAGAGACAGCUGCAGCAGAGACAGAAGUGGCUUGUGGACUUUAGUGCACAAGUGGCGUAUCGUUUAUGCGACUAUGUCGAGAAAGGCCAGAAGGAGAUGUUGGUGACAAACCGACUGAGAAGUAUAGCUGACGUGGUUUUGGAACGAGUCGCAGAAAUUCUAGGUGAGCCGAAGCCAUCCCGCACGCAUCCUGGCCGCCUCGCCCGCUUCAUGGUAGCCGUGUCCGACCGCAUAGCAGUGUGGAUAGAGCGCGCUGUCUACCGCGCGGACGCCCUGGACAUCGAAGACACGGGCGCCGACGACCACAUGCGUCUCGACGUAUUCUUCGUUCUCUGCUUCAUCGCUCUGACCAGCGCAGCUCCCCAGCUGAUCUGGCCAGGAGUCGUCGCACCUACUGGACUGGGAGGGACCGUUGUCGCCGGGCCAACUGUUGUGAACGGCCUCACCGCCCCCACCCUCGGCCUGGGCCGCAUCGUCGCUCCCGGCAUCAUCUCGUAUGGGCUCAUCUUCUUCGUUCUGUGCUUUGUGGCCCUGGCCGUAGCCGACCCUCAGGUGUUGGUUGGGCCUGGCCUAGUGGCGCCACUGGCUCCUAGGACGGUGGUAGCCGGCCCAACAGUGGUGAACGGUCUGGGCGCGCUGGGCCUGGGCGGCGUCAUCGCGCCCGGUGUCAUCGGCGUUAUAUAAACCGUGCAUCUUCCGUCUCUGUCUUAUUACAAUAUAUUGAUGCUCUACUA
Aricia agestis (brown argus) is the source of this 1184-nucleotide messenger RNA. RefSeq lists its product as uncharacterized. The transcript is spliced from 10 exons. NCBI's taxonomy places the organism in Eukaryota, Metazoa, Arthropoda, Insecta, Lepidoptera, Lycaenidae. The record is from RefSeq and is a predicted model, not a curated record. The coding region runs from base 52 to 1134 and encodes 360 amino acids.